AUCCGUUUAGAUGGUCCAUGACCCGGUCCAGAAGCUGAUAUCUGAAUUCUUAAACCCUCACUAAAACCUUCAAACCCUUCAAAGAGUUCCUAAUUUCCUCCUCCUGAAAAAAAAAAAAAGAACGGUUUCUGUCAUCACUCAUCAGUCUGCCCAGAUGUUGAAAGCCCUCAAGCUGUCGAAUGUCUUGCAGAAAUCGAAUCGGAUUUGGACUGGGUUUUCUUUCUUCAGUACCCAAACCCUGUUCAGCAGAAUUUUGUCACCCCGCGGGAAUGCUAAGGUUUCCAUUGUUCCCAUUCUAGAGCGAUGGGAUCAAGAAGGCCGACCAAUUCAAGAAUCUGACAGCAGAACCUUAUUGAAACUCCUUAGAAACAAGAAUCGAUAUGCUCAUGCUUUACAGCUGGCUGAAUGGAUGACUAAAGAUUCUAAAUUAUCACCUGGAGAUGUUGCAGUUAGGUUGGAUUUGAUUUCUAGGGUGCAUGGAUUAGAAGAGGCAGAGAAGUACUUUAGUAGUCUCCCUGAUACAUUGGUAACGUUUAAGGUUUAUGGCUCACUUCUCAAUUGCUAUGCUCAGAGGAGAGAAGUCGGAAAAGCUGAGGCCAUCAUGCAGACCAUGAGGUCAUUGGAUUGUGAUAUGAGUCUAUCUUACAGUCUUAUGUUAAACCUCUACCUUCAGUUGGGAAAGCGUCAGAAAUUUGAUAAGCUAGUUCAAGAGAUGGAAGAGAAAGGCAUUAAUUUUUGCCAAGCCAUGUUCUGCGUUAUGCUGAAUGCAUAUGCUACUGAUUCCAAUAUUCAAGCUAUGGAGAAGCUCUUCAAGAAAAUGGAAAAUGACCCCCUAGCUAGGGUGAAUUGGGACGUCUAUUGUGUUGUAGCGAAGGGAUACCUUAGGGCAGGACUAGCUGACAAAGCUUCCGAAAUGCUGAUGAAGGCAGAGAAACUUGUCGGAAGGGAUGGAAGAUUGGCCUCCAGAAUUUUACUUAGUAUGUAUGCGAGUUUGGGUGAGAAAGACAAAGUCCUUCAGAUCUGGAAUAAACACAAGAAGAGGGGAAAUGUAGCUAACACUGAUUACUUUUACAUCAUGAGCUGUUUGGUUAGAUUGGAUGAUAUUGAUGGCGCGGAAAAGGUUUUUCAGGAAUGGGAGUCCGCGAAGACUAAACAUGAAUUUCGAAUCCCAAACUCGUUGAUAAAUGCCUACUCCAAAAAGGGCUUGCUGCCUAAAGCUGAAGCACUGUUUAAUAGGGCUGUAGAUUCCGGAAGGAAGGUACGUUCCAACAAAUGGAAUCAUCUAGCAACUAUGUACUGUAAAGAUAAUCAGAUGGAUAACGCUGUGGACUCGAUGAGAAAGGCUGUUGUUGCUCAUCAAGGCCAUGACUGGAAAUUAAAUGACAGUACACUAAGAGCAUGUCUUGAGUAUUUGAAGCAAAAGGGAGACACAGAACAUGAGGAAUUCGCUAAGUUACUUGAUAAACAUGGUAUCGUCUUGAAUGAAUUUGCGGAAACACAUGAGAAUGGAGGUUCUGAUACUGGUACAAUUGAUGAACUCCAAGCAAACCAUGAAGAACUUGAUUUUUUGUCUUCGGGAUCAAAUGCUGCUAGAGACUAAUCAUGAGCCGUGCUCGGAACAGCUAUUCUUUUAGUGUCUACUUGAUUGACUUGGCGUUCCAUGAAUUUUUUUUUUUUUUUUUUUGAGUCUCCAUAAAGGCACUGUUUUGACUGGGAACCAACGAAGUUUCAGUCUCCGUAAAGGCUCUGUUUAUGGUUCAAUAUUUCUAAUCCCAUCAUGAAAAACAAAAAAAAAAGGUCAGCCCUGCAAUUACGAAACAUGAGCUAGACUAGUUCUUGUUGGAUUUAGCUUUGGCGUGCCAGUUAUGCGUUGUGUGGGCAUUCGGAUUUGUCCAAUUGGAGAAAUGCAGCCUCCAAUUAAAAGAAACGAAAAGCUGCAACCCAUUUUACUUGCACAAUAGCUUAGGUGUUCUUUUUGGAUUGCUUCUCUAUUAUAAUCUAUGACUCUAAUCUAAGUUCUAAA
Molecule: messenger RNA, 2023 nt
Organism: Oldenlandia corymbosa var. corymbosa
Lineage: Eukaryota; Viridiplantae; Streptophyta; Magnoliopsida; Gentianales; Rubiaceae
Source: the annotation of a GenBank genome assembly